Molecule: messenger RNA, 1547 nt
Organism: Populus trichocarpa (black cottonwood)
Lineage: Eukaryota; Viridiplantae; Streptophyta; Magnoliopsida; Malpighiales; Salicaceae
Exons: 3
Coding region: 844-1380 (178 amino acids)
Source: RefSeq, a predicted model, not a curated record
UACGUCAUUUCUAACAGUUUAGUAGGCAGUUACCUUCAUACUUCAUAGUAUUAGGGCCCUUGUUAUCUGCAUUUUACCACACUCUGUAUGGCAAAUUCAGUGAUUCUUCCUUUUAUUGUCAGCCUUGUUUUAGAAGCACACCCAAAAUUGGCUGAUCUUUUGCUUUCAAACAUUUUGCCUGACUUUGCAUGGAAGAAAGAUUCGAUUGUAACUUCUAUGUAUUUUCUGGCAUGCUGUAUCUGUCGUUGUAAAUUAUGAUCUGUACGCUUUGUAAUCCAAUGCGAAACUGGGUGGCAAAUUCUGCCAUUGAAAUCGAAAUUACACACUGACAAGUUUUGAUGCCUCCUGUAAAUGACUUAAAAAUCUACAUCUGAGUUUUAGCGUUAGGAAAUCUAUCUUUGAAAAAUUUAAAUAGAAAGAAAAGCUUGUGGAGCUUGAAAUAUAUUUAAUUUGAUAUGUUCAUAUUCAUGCAAACACACAAGCACGCGCAAGCAAAGAAAAAAAAAAUACAGAAAAACAGGGAGAGCAGAACCUCACCCCUUUCCUCAAAUUUACAGAAACACCCUCAUUAAAAUUGAAAACACGGUGCCUCGAGAACUGUGAGGCGCCGCUUUUUUUCAAGCGUGAAGCUGCCUUUAUUUUCUUUUUGGUCUGUCCCUUUGUUUUCAGAUUUUAGCCAGAAAAGAGAUCCCUCUCCUUUCCUUUUUGCUAUUUCCAGUUUUUCACACCUCUCUCUCUCUCACACACAAUUAUCAAGUCUCAACAACAGGGAGAGUGAGUGCUGAGUAAUAGAGAGGAUACGAAAAGAGAAUUCUUCAACUUAGUACUCGAGAGAGAAGGGCAAUGGAGAGAGCAUUAACAAAAGUGAAUAGCUUGAAAGUUGGGAGCUUAUGGAUCUCAAAGAAAGCAAAAGAAGAGUUCUCUAACAUUACUGAAGACCUCAAUACUUUCUCAACUACUGUUGAAGAGAAGGCAAAAUGGGUUUUUAACAAGCUGAAAGGAAAACCACUAAAAAGCUUGCCUGAUCUCCUCCGAGAAUACAACUUGCCACCAGGUCUCUUCCCCCGGAAUAUAACCUGUUAUGAAUUCGAUGAAACAAAGGCCAAGCUGAUUGUGUAUUUGCCUUCUGUAUGUGAGAUCAGCUUCAAUGACUCUUCUGUAAUUAGGUAUGCAACUCGAGUAAAGGCAAUACUUGUGAGGGGAAAGCUCACGGUUAUAGAGGGGAUGAAGACAAAGGUGCUAGUAUGGGUUAAGGUUACAAGCGUGGCAGUGGAGGGCUUCAAGUCUGAUAAGGUGUGGUUUACAGCUGGUGUCAAGAAGUCUAGGCCUAAAAUUGCAUAUGAUGUGCCACAGACUGCUAUCAGGGUAGAGGAAUUUUGAACCGGGGAUAUGGAAUAUUAUCAACUUCAUCAAUGGUUAUUGUUCGUUUUUUAGUAAUUUUUUAGCACAUUAAGCAUAGCACGUGCUUUGUAGUCACAAUAGAAAAAUCUCUUGCUAUGGAUGUAAUUUUCGAAAUCCAAUUGCCUCUAUAUUACGCAAUUCAAUGA